Molecule: messenger RNA, 1068 nt
Organism: Rattus rattus (black rat)
Lineage: Eukaryota; Metazoa; Chordata; Mammalia; Rodentia; Muridae
Gene: Atp23
Product: ATP23 metallopeptidase and ATP synthase assembly factor homolog
Exons: 6
Coding region: 84-824 (246 amino acids)
Biological process (GO): mitochondrial protein processing; mitochondrial proton-transporting ATP synthase complex assembly
Cellular component (GO): extrinsic component of mitochondrial inner membrane
Molecular function (GO): metalloendopeptidase activity
Source: RefSeq, a predicted model, not a curated record
GUCCUCCGAUCGGUCUGCGGGCGGCGGAAGCGGCUACCCCGCGUCGGCCAGGGCGAGCGGGCUGGAGGAGGCUUGCGGGCCGCAUGGCGGGAGCUCCGGGAGGCGGCGAGCCAGGCCCUGCAGCAGGCGAGCCGCUGCUGCAGCGAUCCGACUCAGGCCAGGGCUCGUCCGAGCCACCGGCUCAGGGGAAGUCCCAGCAGGGCUUCCUUUCCAGUCUCUUCACCCGGGAUCAGAGUUGUCCGCUCAUGCUCCUGAAGACCCUGGAGACGAAUCCGUAUGUCAAGCUUCUACUUGAUGCUAUGAAACAUUCAGGUUGUGCCGUGAACAGGGGAAGGCACUUUUCCUGCGAAGUCUGUGAUGGCAACGUCAGCGGAGGCUUUGAUGCGUCCACGUCUCAGAUUGUUUUGUGCGAGAACAAUAUCCGAAAUCAGGCACACAUGGGCAGGGUUGUCACCCACGAGCUCAUUCACGCGUUCGACCAUUGCCGGGCCCACGUCCACUGGUUCACCAAUGUCCACCACCUGGCGUGCUCGGAGAUCCGAGCCGCGAGCCUCAGUGGGGACUGCUCACUGGUGAACGAGCUUCUCAGGCUGCGUUUUGGAUUAAAACAACACCAUCAGACUUGUGUGCGAGACAGAGCUGUUCUGUCUAUCUUGGCGGUCCGGAACAUCAGCAGAGAAGAGGCCCAGAAGGCCGUGGAUGAAGUCUUCCAGGCCUGUUUCAAUGACCGAGAACCCUUUGGCAGGAUCCCGCAUAACAAGACAUAUGCCAGAUACGCUCACAGGGACUUUCAGAACCGCGGUCGCUACUACUCGAACAUAUGAGGACAGUGGUUGUCUGUCAGGAUCUUGAGGAAUGAAGUUCUUCAACACAGAAUGUAUAGAAUAUAAACGAUCAGUUAGGCUCUGCAUAAAAUGCAGAACGUGCCGAUUUUAGUGUUUGCCUACAAAAAAAUGAAAUAACCGUGGUAAAAGGAACUCCUUAAACCACAAGGGGGAAAUGGGAUCUUUAUAGCUAACCAUUUAGUAAACAAGGAAAAUAAAUGGCAUUUUUGUAUUUUCUACAGGG